Molecule: messenger RNA, 5254 nt
Organism: Monomorium pharaonis (pharaoh ant)
Lineage: Eukaryota; Metazoa; Arthropoda; Insecta; Hymenoptera; Formicidae
Product: transcription factor SPT20 homolog
Exons: 21
Coding region: 932-4225 (1097 amino acids)
Biological process (GO): regulation of transcription by RNA polymerase II
Cellular component (GO): SAGA complex
Molecular function (GO): transcription coregulator activity
Source: RefSeq, a predicted model, not a curated record
AUGUAUAUUUCAUAAUGCAAUAAACUUCUACAAUGCUUCUGCAGUCUUUCGAUCAGUAUUAUAUAUAGGAUACGCAUUUAUAAACAUCAUCUGACGUUCUAUCGCAUUAAAAUAAGCACAUUCAAGUCACACGCAUCUUAUCUCCAAAUACUCUAGUGCAUUAUAAUCUAAAUCAUAUAUGUUUGACAGUGUUUGUUAUCCGUAAGCGUUUGUCAGACGAUAAUGAUAGAAUUGAUAAAUAUAUAGAUAACGCGUAUUACCAGCAUAUUACGAUAAUAUCAAUUAUUAUGAUAAUAUCAAUAUUAAUCACUGAGAAUAUAAAAUGUUAUGAUUUCAUAAUUUUGAAUUGCGAAUUUAUUCAUACGGGCGUCGAGUGUCGAUGUGGGGGCGGCUUAAUUGCGGGCGAAUCGGCGAAUCAACGUCGCCGUUCGGCGCGGCAGCGAGAGAGAGCGGCGUGUGUGGAGUGUUUCGAAGGUUCUUCUACAGUCCAUGGUCGUGCAUGCGGUGUUUGUGUAGCAGGUUACGCUGCGCUCUCCGCGAAAUGAUGUUUGUUGCUAAAUAUCGGCCACGCCGGAACGAGCAGUGAGCCGUCGAGGUGUUCAUCACCGUGGCCUCCCUUCGCGUCAAAGACUAGGUACGAACGCGAAGGCACCUGUGACCGUCCGUCCGUCUGUUCGUACGCGUUCACGCACUCGCUCACGUACGCACGCACGCAUGCACGUACGCACGCACGCCGAGGACAUCGUCACGCGCCGGACCCAAAUCUCGACAGGAGCGAGCGAGCACGACGAGUGAGGUUAGGACGUGUUAGGGUCGAGCCGAGAGUCGACGUGCGUGCAGCCGAUGCCUAUUCCUCGAUCCAGCGAAGAAUAUGAACAAUUAUUACUACAUCAGAUAUGAUAUUAAGUGGCAUCAGUAAUCAGAAGUUACAAUGAUUGGUACAGCCUGUACUUUGGAAGAUGCGUGUCGGCAGGCUCAGGAUAUGAUUAAUCUAGUAUCCAGAUAUUGGAAAAAUCCCCAAGGUCAUUCAUUGGCCUUAACAUCGGAUAAAUCAUUAUCCUCUCAGAAAAAAGAGCAAAGCCAUUCCAGGCAUAGUAUCCAAUCCAAACUCACUAGACUUUAUUUUGAAGAACUUUCUACAGUUCCUCAUGCAACCCCAGAUUCAGUUUUGCACAAUCUUGAGAAUGAAUGCGAUCUUUUGGGACUAUUAGUGAAAAGGGAAGGUUUAAAUACUUUAAUUGUUAAUCUCUAUGCUGGUAAUAAAGGAUACUCAUUAGCUGUAAGAAAUAGCGAUAAAGGAAAUCAGUACGAUAAAAAUUCAUUAUCUGAGACUCAACUCAUGGGUUAUGAACAGGGUGAGCUACUUUCGUGCAUAGAUAAUGGCCAAUUGCCAGCUAUGCUAGCCGAACAAUUAGAAUCCAAUUAUUCACAUUUAUUUUACGAUGGCUGUAUAAUUGCUGAAGUUCGAGAUUAUCGAAGAUCAUUUUUAAACAACAAACCCGAAGUUCACCAUGUACUUCUUAAACCUACUACACAGAGUGUACUUUCGGAUGUGUCAACACUUACGAGUGACGGAGAUUGGAGUCAUGAAGAGCGGUUAAUAUUGGAAUCACAUUUAGUGGCAGCUACUCAAGGUCCUCUAUGUCUGGAUCCCAAUCCUAUUCCCACAUUAGCUAAUACAAGAAUUAAGCAGUCUAAAUCAUUACUUACUGAUCAUCAACUCAUGCGACAAGCAAAAAAAUUCUCUCAGGUCACAGUAAAUCGAAAAAGAAAAUUGGAACAGUUGGCCCAGUCAGAAGGACAAACGAUACAUGACUUAAUGCAGAAAUUCCGAAAAGAAAAUACGAAAAGAAGAGUAUUAACGACCAAUACUGCCUGUCCACCGCCUUCUCUUACAAACCCUCCUCUGCAUCCACCGUCUACAGCAAUCGAUGUUUUAAGAUUCGCGAAAGCAUACGAGCGGCCACGAGAAACAAAAGACUGUUCGCUACAAGUUAUAGAAGAAUAUAUAUUAGAACCUGCAGAAAGUCGGGAUUAUAUAAAGCUCUCGAUCCUGCAGAGGCCCGCUACUUCCGAGUACCUGGGAGAACUUUAUAUGGAUAAGAAUCAUCGUGAUGGAGAGAGAAAUGGCUCAUCUUGCCGUUUUACAUUGGGUACCAGAGCUGUGGCAAAUCAUUAUUAUCAACAAUUUAAAGAAAUAUUUACGGAAGAGGGUAGAAAACCUGUAAGCAUAAAACACAUUAUACCAGGGCAAGCUCCUCGUAUUGCAUGUACAUCUGGUAUGCAACGAGCACAUCAACAGGCACAGCAAGCAAAAGCAGCGCAAUUAGCAGUUCAACAGUUACAGCAGGCUCAGUCUCAACAAGUAGCACAACAGAUUUUAUCAAGAGCUCAAGGGCAACUAACUAAUUUGGCUAGUCAGGUAGCCUCGAUGAAGGCUAUGACAGAAGCCACUACCUCUGCACAAAAUAAUCUCGCGUGUGUGGACUCAGCAAAUAUACCGCAAGUUAUCCCGCAGAAUGAUGUUACUGCAUUGAGCUCAGGGCAAUCUUUGGCUAAUGGUGGUCCUAACGCGUCAACGUCUGUGCAAAUUGAUAACUCCGCGAUGGCGGUAGCAGACAACACUUGUAAUGGUUCUGGUAUUUUGGUCUUUCAAAAGUCGGCUGGUACUAUUAAUAACACGGCACCUACUAAUGUUCCAGUCUUGCAAGCACAAUUGCAAGCAGGAACGCAGAAUUGCAUAGGUGAAACUGCUACCCAGAACCAAAAUGAGCCGCCAUUCAAGAAACAUUCAAAUAAUCCAGCAAUAAACGCUCUUGUUACUUCCCUCAUGAACUCUGCACAGCAAUUCCAGCAACAAGCUGCAGCUAAUGCUGCAGCUAUGAACGCCGCAGCUAUGAAUAAUAAUGCACAAGCCACAAACAAGUCUAACAAUGCUGCGAUCCUUAGUUUAUUAAAUAGCACCCCUGCCAAUAUAGCUCAGCGAAAAGUUGGCCAACCCCAAAGGAUCUCUCUUAAUGCUUCCAUCCCACCUAGAGUUAUCAGUCAUGGUAAUGUGAUCAAUGUGCCCAACACUACUGGUCAGGUACGUGUGAGCCUAAGUUCUUCGGCUUUAGCGGGACAGCUAAGUUGCAAACAACAACCAGUAAAAGCGACUACUGUAAGACUUGCGCGAGUUCAAGAUCCUACGUCUACCCUUGGGUUAUCAAUGCCUGGACUUUCGGCUUUACUUGCUGGCACACCGUCGGCUGAUAAUCCGAUACCCGGAAUGAAUUCAACUUCAUCGCUGCUCGAAAGGCUUACCGCUUCUUCCAGUCAGAGUAGCCAACCAGCGAGUCCAAUGACCAGCCCAUCACAAACCAACGUAAAUCUACAAGGCGUGAACCUCACCAGUUUGCCAAGCUCCAUAAAUGGUUUACAAAAUGUUCAGGUAUCAUUCCCAGGCUUGUCACAACCUAUCACGAUGUCAUUGAACGUAUCUCCAACCACUGGUGGCACUGUCACACCUACUGGGGUUAUCGUCUCACUCCCUAUAUCUUCCGCCACGAAUACCUGCACGACAGUAUCAAGUAUGGUAGCUGCGACUGUCGUUACAACAGCUAUCGCUGGAAGUACACCAACGGUAGUAAUCGCCAAUCCUGCCAAUGCUCACUUAUCUUUGCCAAUCGCCCAAAUAAUACCAUCUGGAGUAAAAGGAUUGUCACAACAAAAUAUUAGGAGUAAUAAUGCAGUAGCUCUUGCACAGGGAGGGCAGGCAAUCCAACUUAUUGGAUCUCAAAGACCGCGAUUUAAUCAUAUGACUCGUCAAGUACAAUCGAAUCAAGUUAAAUCGACUGUCUUAUCGAAUCAGUUGGUAACAGUUGCCAAAACAGUAACAGCAAGUCAGUUGAUAUUGUCUGGUAACAAACAAGUAUUAACUCCAAUAGUGGCCGCGACGAAACCUGUGCUUAUGGCGUCGCAAACGACGCCUUCUUCCCAAGUAGUACCUGUUAAUAAACAAACUCUAUUGACAAAAUCCUUGCAUGCUAGGGCUUCUACCGGCCAAUGCAGUCAGCAGACACAAAGUCUCGGAGUGGCUACUUUAUCUCAACAACAACUUCAACAAUUACAACAGUGUCUAGCUGCACAGCAUAAAGUUGCUGUCGCAGCAGGAAGUUCUCAAAGUAGAACGCAAAUUGAAGCUCAGAGAAAUUCUACGUCUGCCCCGGGGGAAGACCCCGCCUGAAUAUGUUCAAAUAAAUGAUAAUGAUCAUGUUACGUCAAAAUAAUUGAAGCCUGCCUGGAAGAAAUGUAAUGAGGCAUUUGUGGUAUAUUAUUAUGAUUAUGAAUAUGAGAAUUUAAUUUUUUGCUUGUGGAAAUCGUAUUAUAAAUUGUGUUUUUCUUUUGAAUCGUCUACUUAAUUACGAAGUUUUAUUCUGGCUAAAUGAUUCGUAUUUACCGAUUGAAAAUAUACAAGAUAUAUGAGAAAAUAUACAGGAUAUUUUACCAGAUCAGUAUUACGUAACUUAUGACCAUGUGCAAUAAGUGCGUCUGUCUCAAAUAUCCGCCUUAAAAUGUUACUUUAGGGAAGGUUUCAAUUAUUGUACAUAUAACAUAUAUAUGUAUAUAUACAUAUAUAUAUAUAUAUAUACGAUAUGAUUUGUUUUAUAUUAAAAACAUAAUAAAUAUUCCAGUUUUUAUUGAUCUUUACCCCUUUUUGUAGCACCAUAUUUUGCAAUUAAUCCUUAUGUUUUUAAUCUAUUUUACGAAAACUGAUAAAAAUAAUAUUGAAUCAUUGUACUUUAUUUUAUUUAAUUAUAUAAACGUCAGGUAAAUAUAUACAUAUAUUUUUUUUUGUUUCACAUAUUAAAAUUUACUUUCAUUACUUUCUCAUAUAUUUCCAAACUAUUCAAUCGAGCUAUGGUUAACAUUUAUUUGUACAUUUUAAUAUGUACAAUUUUUACUUGUAUUUAUUUUAUUCAUCAUAAAAACGUACAUAUUUCAUAUACAUAUAAACUACAAAAUAUUUUUUUGGUAUUUUUAACAUACAAAUUAUCUAGCACAAAACUAAUUAACUAAAUAUAAAUAAACCUGUUUAUUCAACGUAGUGCUAUCGUACAAUGGUCAUCGAUUAUUUGUAUUCAUGUAUAAAUAACCAAAAUUGCGAAAAAAAUUAGCAUUUAAAAAAUACCAAUAAAUAUUUUGUUAAUACUUCUUAAACAUAUCAUUAAAAGUUUGUUUAUAUAAAUGAUUCUCAUGUGCUUUCUUUACAAGU